AUGAGAGAAGAGAUUCUCGAUUACAAGCGGUUGAACUGGGACGAUUACCAGGAAUUUGUUCCCGUUGUCGAUGGAGCUGGUGGGGUGAUUCCUGAUGUGCCGGAAGAUUUGGCAAAACACAGGAGGAAAAUACCUAUGAUGAUCGGGACAACGCGGGAUGAAAGCUCCCUAAGAAUCUUAAUACUAAACGAGAAGAAAGUCAACUUCAGCGCCUUAAAUAGUCCAUUGGCCGAAAAGCUGGCGGACAAUCUUACGCUCGGCUAUAAACAAUUUCAAAAUCAUCGCUUAAUUGCGGAAGGAUGCAAAGCCCAAUAUAUUUGGACAAAAGUGGAUCCAUCACUGUCGAACAGUAUUUUGUUUGACUCAAUUCUGAAAGUAAGUGGUUUCUUUCUUCUCUAA
This is a messenger RNA of Cooperia oncophora, 399 nucleotides long. The record is from the annotation of a GenBank genome assembly. NCBI's taxonomy places the organism in Eukaryota, Metazoa, Nematoda, Chromadorea, Rhabditida, Trichostrongylidae.